This is a messenger RNA of Osmerus eperlanus (European smelt), 4932 nucleotides long. RefSeq names its product up-regulator of cell proliferation-like. The record is from RefSeq and is a predicted model, not a curated record. Lineage: Eukaryota; Metazoa; Chordata; Actinopteri; Osmeriformes; Osmeridae. Gene Ontology annotation, molecular function: protein binding; GTP binding; GTPase activity. The coding region runs from base 153 to 4412 and encodes 1419 amino acids. The transcript is spliced from 4 exons.
UGCUGCCCCCUCCUGGAGAGAUCAGCAUCCUGUCAGUGAAGCCAGACUCUGUGACUCUGACCUGGGGACCUCCUGAGGGUCUGGAAGGAUCCAGGAAGUUCAGGGUGACCUGGGAGGGUGAUGGAGAACUGAAGAACCUUAAAGUGAAAGACAUGUACAAAGUAGAAAUAACCGGACUCCAAUCUGGUCAGAAGUAUGAGUUCCAAGUUUUCACAGAGGGGGACCAUGGCAACCACAGUGACUGGGUUUCUGCAACAGUAACUACAGUGGUUCCUGCUCCUCAAGAAAUUAAAGUGAUACAAUGUGAAGCCACUCAGCUGCGUCUCCAGUGGUCCAAGGCUCCAGGAAUAGAUCACAUUCCCCAGAGUUUCCUGGUCACCUGUAGCAGCCCAGGGUCUGAGCCCCAGGCAGUACACACCGAAGACAGCAGCAGAACCCUGACCGACCUGCAGCCGGAGACUCAGUACACCGUCGGAGUCUGUACUGUAUUGAGCAACGGGGAACGAAGUGAACCUGCUUCUGUGACCAUCUACACUACUGUCCCUGUUCCAGUCAAGCUGACAGUUGUCUCAGUGGACGCCACAUCAGCCACUGUGAGCUGGGAACAGCCAGAUGGAAUGAACCAGACCCAACUCCAGUACCAGGUCUCCUACCAGAGUCCAGGAACAGAUCAGCUCACCACCACCACCACCUCCUCACUCAGCAUCACUCUCUCUGACCUGAGACCUGCCUCUGAGUACUCUGUCAGGGUCUGCUCUGUCUUAGAGUGCGGACUGAAGAGUCAACCUGUGUCACAUACUUUCAGCACAAGAUCAUGCCUCAGGGAGAUGCUGUCCAAGACAGGACUGAAAGAACAUUAUGACCACAAGCUUACAUUGAGUUCUGUCCUUGAGAUAAACUCAAACACUACUUCAGAUGAGACAAUUACAUCACUACCAGAGGCCUUUUUAAAGAAUCUUAUUUUGGCAAAUGCAAAUGCCAGAGUCGUCAAAUGUUUAACGUCUGGCCACAGUGUCUCAUGUUCGGCACGAGACAGUCAUGACAAACUGGAAAACAUUAAUGCCUUUAAUCCUGUUGACCUUACAACAGCUAUGUUUCUGUGCUCAGAUAGCUUCCUUCAGCAGGAGAUGGUUCUGAAAAUGUCCAUGUGUCAGUUUGCUGUUCCUCUCCUCUUACCGAACUGUGACACACGACAAAACACCCUGAUGCUUUGGACCUUGAGGGACUUGAUCAAGAAAUUCCCACCCAGACAGGCAGAGUCAAAGCUCUUAACGGAGGAGAGAGUUGUACAAGCUGAUAUACCAAUGGUGUCCUUUGUCAGGCUAGGAGAAGAUCGAUUGUCCAAAUCCCAGAUUGUUAACAAGUUAAUAAGCAGUCCUCAGCAGUACCAUGACACGUUUGUUCAUGAGGGGAUGGAGUGUGGCGAUGUCCCAAGGAGGAUUUCAGAUGGGUUGGUUGAGAUCAGUUGGUACCUUCCAAGUAAAAACAAUACAGACAUGUUUAGUAAUCCAAUGGCUGUGGCAAAUCUGAGAGGUGACGUUAGACGUUUGGAAACACAGUUCUCGUUCUUGUGUGAAACGUCUGCAGCAGUUGUCAUUUUCUGUGAAAAUUCAGAGGCUGCCUACCAUGUUUUGAAAGGCAAACAGACAAAAGCAGAGUUGCUUCUGGUUGUGAAUUCUGAGACAGAGAAAAUGUUCAUCAAUCCAACAAAUGUGAUCGUAAGGAAGAAACACAAUGAUCAAGAAGUUGUGAGAAAGCUACAGAUUUCUAUUGGUAGGAUCAUAGAGAAAAGUUAUAACAACAUGAAAAUGGAAGGGAUGGCCAGUAUAGCUCGACAGUUUGGAAUUGUAGUCGAUGAAGACAAUCCUGAAUGUCAGGAAGCUAAGACCUUGGCUGAAAGAAUCACCAACAAAAUUAUAGACACUGUUAAAUUCAAAGAAGAACAGCUACCACUACAAGGAAAAGUCUGGAAAGAGCUUUCCAAGUUAGAGAAAGAGGAAUGUAGACUUCUAAAAGCAGGCGAAACAAACAUUCAAGCAUACAAAAGACAAUUGAGUUCACAAAAAGAACAACUGAGAAAUGAACAACAAAGUCAAGGUAUGUCAGAUGCUAUGAAGAUGUUCGUUCAAGGAAUGUCAAGUCCGGUUGUUCAAAGAUCCAAUUUUUUCAAAUGGCUGCGAAUAUAUUUGGAUGAUCGUUCAAGACAGAAUUUAUCAGGUUCAAGAAAACGUUACAAAAACCUUUGCACUGAAAAAAAGGAUGAAAUUGCUGAUUUGGAUAGGCAUAUUUCAGAUUGUUCCUUGGGACUUGAACACUUCCUUCGCGAGUUAGGCCAGUUGUACGAAUUAGCCUGCUGCCUUCCUGAGAACAGUCCUCAAAGGAAAGAGAUGGAAAAUCUGCCUAGACUGUGUGCUCAGAUGCUUCUAGAUGGUUUUCCCAUUGAGGUUGUGGACGGACAUGCAUCAAACAUACCACGGAGGUGGAUAUCAGAUGUGUUAACUUCUCUUCAUGGUCUUGUGGAAAACAAAAGCAGAAUCAAGGUGGUAUCAGUGUUAGGGGUACAAAACACAGGAAAGUCCACUCUGCUAAACACCAUGUUUGGGGUCAAGUUCGCUGUCAGCAGUGGAUUUAACACCAGAGGAGCUUUCAUGCAUCUCAUUAAGGUAGACGCAGAACAGAAGAAGGACUUGGAGUGUGACUUUGUUAUGGUCAUUGACACUGAAGGACUUAAGGACCCAGAACUGGCCCAGCUUUCAGAUAGUUACGAACACGACAACGAGUUGGCGACCCUCGUCAUUGGACUAAGUGACGUCACCAUCUUCAACAUCAACGUGGUGAACCUCGCAGAGAUGAAGGACAUCCUGCAGAUCGUGGUCCACGCCUUUAUUAGGAUGGAAGACUUGCUGGAAGAAAAGAGGAAGCCCAUCUGCCACUUUGUCCACCAGAAUGUGUCUGCGACAUCAGAUUAUCACGUAAGGGAACAGAAACAAACGUUGUCAGAUUUGGACGAAGUAACGCUGUUCGCAGCCCGGAUGGAGAAUAAGGAGAAUGUCACCAGGUUCACGGACGUUAUGGAGUAUGAUACAGACACUAAAGACACCUACAUCCCAGGACUCUGGCAUGGGACUCCCCCGAUGGCUACUGUCAGUUCUGGCUACAGUGAGGCUGUGUACAACUUCAAAAAGAAACUGCUGCAAGAUCUUGCAAAAAGCAGGAAGCGAGGAGAUUUGACAGAUUUCAAUAAGUCCGUUGACAGUUUGUGGGGCAUGGUUAUGUACGAGAAUUUCCUCUUCACUUUCAAAAACAGCAGGACCGCCGAUGCCUACAAUAAACUGAGAGAUGAGUACAUCGAUUGGGAAUGGUCAUUCGAUAAAGAGAUUCAAUCCUGGAUUGUACCUGCUCAAAAUAAAAUCAGGGAUUUCUCCAUGAGUGCUCCACAUUCCCAAAUGUCCCUCAACAGCAUGCUGCAGGACUUGUUGAGGGAAGCAUCCAAGAAGGUUUCCAAGGCAGAACAUCAAAUCCAAAACAAACUACAGAAGUAUCUUGAAACACAAGAUGCCCAAAACAAUGUUCUGGAAAAACAUAGAGAGGAGUUCAUCACCAGAAGCAAUAUGUUAAGACAAGAAACAGAGGACACUAUGAAAAGCCAACUGCAGAAAGCUGUUCAACUCAAAGAGGGAAAGACUGAAUUACAUGACCUUGAACAAUCACUGGCACAGGAAAUUGACAGGAAGGUUCGUGAUAUGCUGCAAAAAUGCAGAGGGAGUAACACUGAGUCCAGUGAGUCACUUAAAGAAGAAUUUGAAAGUAUGUGGGAACAAUUUAGAUCUCAGAUGCAUUUCAAACCCCCCCCCCAAAAAGAUGUUGCUGAUGAUGCCACCUCCAUGCUGAGAAGAAAUUUGUCCACAAGAGGGAGUCAGGUCAACAAGUUGCUGUUAAAAACCGACUUUAAAACUUGUGGAACGCAAGAGUUUGUUAUGAAAUCAGGAAAUAUCUGGGACAAGACCAAGUUAGCAAUGAGGUUCAUGGACAGUGACAGGCAGAGAAAAAUGCAACAAGACCUUUGUCAAACCAUUUUAAAACAGUGUCAAGAUUUCAUGGAACAAAAGCUAAACAGCAAAUCUAACUACAGUGAUAAAUACAUCAAAGACCUGCUGGACAUGGUCGAUCAGAGAUUGCGACAAGAAAAGACGCUGCAACUCGGUGACCAAUGUGAGACUCUUCUAAAGCUUCACAUCUGUGGCAAAGCAGCCCGAACUUUUCAGAAGAUGCAUGACGACUACAUUAAACAAAAUGACCCUCACAAGUAUCUGGAACAAUCUAAGGAGGAGUCUUUCAAAAGAUUCAAAGACUUGUUUAACAAACAAAGGAUUAGAAGUUCCAAAAGGAGUUUGCACAGGGGAAUAAUUUAGGUCAAACACAGCCAAUCCAAAUAAGUUUAAGAUUUGACACUUUGGUUUUGACAGAAUGUAUUGGUUUUGAACAUGAAUCAUUAAUUUGCUAGGUACUUCAAUUAUUGAGAUGGCGUGAAUAAAAAUUUCAGGUUCAGUAAAUCAAAAUCUUCUUUCUAAUCUUUCAUUGUAACCACAUUAAUUAUAGGACAGAAAAUAUUGUCUUCAUUGAUCACAUCAGGUUAGUUUCUAACACCAGUUAGUUUCCCUUGCCUCUAAAUGUUUUUACAGACUGUUUGACUUCGAAUUUGUUUAGUGUGCAUGUUAAUAACCUAUACAUUUACGUAAUUACACUCUUAUCUAAAAAAAAUGUAAUUCCUAUUUUUUCAGGCAAGGCGCUUGUUUGGGAGAGACUGUUGUGUGAAACGCUAUCUAAAAGUUUGUAUCCGCUUGCAUCAUAGUUUUAAGUUCCUGUUAAGUAACAAGUAGAGACAAAACAGCGCCAGCUCAAAAUACAGCAAUUCAUAUGAGUUUCUCAUUA